Messenger RNA from Adineta steineri, 1209 nucleotides. The record is from the annotation of a GenBank genome assembly. Lineage: Eukaryota; Metazoa; Rotifera; Eurotatoria; Adinetida; Adinetidae.
AUGGAAUAUCAACCUAAUGAUGAUGUUCCCCAAUGUACAUAUGAUGAUGAGGAUUAUGAUCAGCUCGAUACAAAGUUGUCUUUCGAUCAAUCUCAAUGUUUAGACAACAAGUCGAGAAAUGAUUACGAUAUACAAAUGCUGCUCUUGGAUCAAGUUCAAUUUGAGUGGUCAAAUACCAGCUCGAGAAAUGAUUUGAAUAUAUACUUACCGCCAUCAUUCCAAAGUCCAGGUGAUCUUUUUAAUAAUGAAGACGUCACUUCUUCUAGUCUUAACGGGCAAGCAACAGUAUCAAUUAUGCCUAAUAAUGUUGUUGUUGAAGAAUUAUGUCGUGGUCAAUCCUCGCAGGUUAUACACUAUUGUCCCGAACCAGUUAAUGCGAUGACUGUUACUACAACUACUUCUGACGAGGACGAAGAUAGCACGGAAACAGUUGCUGAUACAUCAUCUGAAUCCAGUCUGGAUGAUACAGAGCACCAUGCUGAAGAAGCAAGUUUAAAAAAAAUUAACGAAUUGAUUGCAAAACUAUUAAUGACUAUUAAAACUCAUCCACUAACUUCUAUUCGUCUUCGCUAUAAAUCUGAUGGUCGACGUCGAGCAAAUGAAUCUCUUGCAAAUCCUAUAGUUAUUGAUAUAUCCAAUUUAACACACGUUGAAUUAAGCUUUAAUCAAAAAUUUGUGAUUCGAUUGUUACUAGCUGCAUGGACCGAAAAUCCAUCAGACAAAGCAUAUCUUCAUUCAAAUAAAUUAGGAUAUCUUUCUAAUGAUGCACAAGGAUUCAGCGAUGGAACUAUUUAUAUUCCUAUAACUUCAGAUGAUAUUAAGAAAGGAAUCAAAGCAUUGUCAGAUUUAUCAAUAACUAAAAGACCGCUUAGAGAAUAUAAUCGUAAAUUGACGCCACUUAAGCUAUUGGAAAUUGCUAGUGACAUACGUGGUAACGGAACAGUCACGGGGGUACAUGAAGCUAAAGAGCUUGUUAAAAACUUUAACUUGCAAGCUAGCUGGCUUGUUUGUCAAUUAUUAAUCAAACAAAACGAAAAAACAUUCCAUUUUACAGAUAUUAUAUGUGCAACACAUAAAAUGGAAGAAACUCAGCAACCAAUAAAACGACCAAAAGAGCCAACUGAAGAUGACGAAGAAGAAGAAGAAAUCGAUGAACGUCCAAGUCGAUCAAAAUCAAAAUCAACAAAACGACAGAAAAUUUCUCAUUAA